UAACAGCCGCUGUCGGCGGGGUCAAGGUGGGAUGUGAUGGUGGGGUCAAAUUGUUGACUCAAACCUGGCCCUGACUUUGGCAUUGCAAAGGCACGAGACGUUCUUUUGAGAUCUUCACCCCCUCUCCUUCUUCCUUCUUUUCACACGCUGUAGUUGUGCUCUGGAACCAGAGUCGGUCCUUCAUUCGCCAUGGCUACUCUCACUGCCGAGGCGCGCCUCGCCCUGAUCCGCGAGAACCUCGCCGAGCUGCUCAACCCCGAAAUCAUCGAGAAGAUCCUCACGGAGGGCGGCAAUCCCAAAAUCUACUGGGGCACCGCGACAACGGGUCGGCCACAUGCUGGAUACAUGGUCCCCGCCAUCAAGAUUGCCCAACUUCUCGCCGCUGGGUGCGAGGUCACGGUCCUCCUCGCCGACAUUCACGGUUUCCUCGACAACCUCAAAGCUCCCAUUGAGCUCGUCGAGUCGCGCGCGCAAUUCUACCGGUUCUGCAUCACAGCCCUGCUCAAGGCCAUGGGCGUGUCGGUGGACAAGCUCAGGUUCGUGCUGGGGUCGAGCUACCAGAAGAGCCCGGAGUACGUCAUGGACCUGUACAAGAUCAGCUCGUUGAUCAGCGAGAACGACGCCAAGAGGGCCGGUGCCGAAAUUGUCAAGCAGAGCGACAACGCGCCGCUGUCGGGACUGCUGUACCCGGCGCUGCAGGUGCUGGACGAGCAGUACCUCGACGUGGACGCGCAGUUUGGCGGCAUGGACCAGAGGAAGCUGUUUGUCGCCGCGACCGAGUGGCUGCCCAAGCUCGGCUACAAGCAGCGCGCGCAUCUGAUCAACCCCAUGGUGCCCGGUUUGCAGGGCAGCAAGAUGAGCUCCAGCGACGAGAACAGUAAGAUUGACCUUCUCGACUCGGCCGAGAUUGUCACCAAGAAGGUCAAGAAGGCGGUGGCGGCGCCCAAGGAGGUCGAGGGCAACGGCGUGCUGGCACUGAUCGAGUAUGUCAUCCUGCCGGCGGCCGAGCUGCGGGGCGGCAAGAGGCAGGUGGUGAUCGACCGGUCGCGAGAUGGGUUGGAGCCCUUGACGUACACCAACAUUAAGGAUAUUCAGGAUGACUACGCCAAGGAUAUUUUGACCCCCCAGCUCAUCAAGCCCGUUGUCACCAACGGCCUCAUUGAGAUUAUGACGUCCAUCCAGGCGGACUACCAAGCUUCCAAGGAGUGGCAGGAGAUCACGCUCAAGGCCUACCCGCCUCCCGUGGCGCCGCCCAAGAAGGAGAAGAAGAAGAAGGACAGGGGAUCGAUGCACCCUCGCAAGCAGCCCGAGGCGGCUGCCGAUGCGCCUGAGGAAUCACGGAAAGAUGGCGAGACAGAGAUACCUGUGCGAUGACGCGAAGAUGAAAUGUAGAUAGGCGGAACAAAUAAAGCAUAUUCAAAUAGUCCAGGCUUGUGAGGAGAUGUUGCUUCAGGUUGGUGGUGCAGCCUGGCUGGCCGGAGCAUUUGCUACUGCCGAGGACUCCUAGGCCAGUCGCGAAUGUGACGGAACGAAGCAGCGACAACCCAGACUGUGGACCAGAACCUCCGCGCCUCAAGUCGCCUCACAA
Molecule: messenger RNA, 1588 nt
Organism: Emericellopsis atlantica
Lineage: Eukaryota; Fungi; Ascomycota; Sordariomycetes; Hypocreales; Bionectriaceae
Exons: 3
Coding region: 190-1374 (394 amino acids)
Biological process (GO): tyrosyl-tRNA aminoacylation
Molecular function (GO): ATP binding; tyrosine-tRNA ligase activity
Source: RefSeq, a predicted model, not a curated record